CGCGUCCCCUUCUUUCUCGCGCACGCACGCGCACCGCCUUCCCUUUCCCCUCUCCGGCUCCCCUUUCCUCCCCUCAAACCCUAGCAGGGCCUCAGCGGCGGGCCGACGUCCUCCUCGCCUUCGUGCCGGCCUCAUCCCAGCAAGGUCCGGUCUCCCCCCGCCUGCCCCGUCCUCUCUUUGCUCCGAAGCGAGCCCGGGCUGGAACCCUAGCCUAUUCUCCGCGAGCCCCUGCAUUUCGGCCCCUCUUCCCUGCCUCCCACCGCCUCACGCCGGCGAAGAGGGAAGCGGUGCUUCGGCGGCGCUCCGCACGCCCACGUAUCUACCCCGGUCGUUGGAGAAGAAUCGAAGUUGCGGCCUGCUUCUCGGUGCGCGCCCCCCCGGGCAAAGGAUUUGGGAGGGAAAUUACCCGGGGGGCGCCCUCCGAGCCGACGACGAGACCCUCAGCCCUGACUGAGAAGCUGCGCCGUGUCAUAUGUGCCUAUCAGAGGGGUCAUUGCCAAGUCUGAAGUUAUUGGUCAUUUGUCAAGACUGCAUAGCAAGAAUUUUGACCAAACACAAUGAUUACACUAUCCUGCAAGAAGAGGAGACAAGUUUAUAUAAGUAGUGGGUCAGAAGAUUCUGGUACAGACUCAGAGGUCGAGGGAAGUAAAAGGUCUCAGAAAUCUGGGGUGAUGCCGAGUUCUACAUAUGAGCACAGACCAUCCUCUAAGAACAAGGUUGAAAGCAUGAAUGCUAGCCAGGCAAGGCAAUGUAAAAAUGUUCUGGAGAAGCUCAUGGGUCACACGGGCGGGUGGCUUUUUCAUGAACCGGUUGAUCCAGUACUAUUUGGGAUUCCUGAUUACUUUGAUGUUAUCCGCAAUCCAAUGGACUUGGGUACUGUAAAGAAGAAACUCACAAACAAGAAUUAUCCUAGCACUGAUGAGUUUGCAGCAGAUGUAAGACUUACGUUUUCAAAUGCAAUGAAGUACAAUCCUCCAGGAAACUUUGUCCACACAGUAGCUGAGCAAUUAAAUGGAAUUUUUGAUUCGGAAUGGAAAUUAUAUGAAAGAAAAUGGAGAGACAGAAACCCAGUACCAGAGCGGCUGCCAGUGAAAGUCAUAAAGGCCCGAGCUGCUGAGAAUUCAAAGUCUGUGGUUCCUACAGGGUUGGCUGCAUGCUCAAAUUCACUUGCAAAGAAGACUUUGACAGAUGCAAUAUCUUCCAAAGUAAAGAUUAAAUUUUCUGUGCGAGGCUCCGGGCAGACCUUUUCCAAAGAUACACCUUUUCAAGCAGCUGGUAGCAAAGAGGGCUCUUUAAAUCAUUAUAUCCCUUGCCCCAAGGAGAACACUAAAAUAUCAAGGAUGCAAUCAAGUGAGCACAGCUCUCAAUCAAAUGGAAAUGGGUCACACACUUGCAGUGAUACUUCAACUUCACCUCUCGCUUCUUUUGAACAAGGAAAUGGAAGUUAUUUAAAUGAUGAACCUUUGUCACCAACAAAAGCCCUCCGUGCAGCAAUACUUAAGGGUCGUUUUGCUGGAACAAUUGUUAAGGCACAACAGAAAGCACUUCUAGACCAUGGGCAGAUAAUAGACCCCGCAAAAUUGCAGAUGGAAAAGGAGAGACUGGAAAAAAGGCAGCGAGAAGAGAAAGCAAGGAUUGAGGCCCAGGUGAAGGCUGCUGAAGCUGCUGCACAAUUAAAGCUAGAUGAAGAAAUGAGGAUGAAGAGGGAGCAACAAAGAGAGACUGCACGCUUGGCACUACAAAUGAUGAAGAAGACAGUUGACAUCGACAACAGUGACUUUCUGAAGGACCUGGAAAACAUGAGCAAAAAGUGGGAACUGAACCCUCCUGGCAGAUUAAUUGUGGAUCUUGUUGAUGGGAUGGAGCUUCCACCUGGCCUAGGGAGCCCUCUGGAGAGGCUUGGCCUUUUCAUGAAGAAAGAUCUCGAAGAAGAGGUUGAACAUGAAAUGGAGGAUAGCAUAUCACCCUCCAUGGAUGAGAAGAAAGAUCUUGAUGAAGAGGUCGAACAUGAAAUGAAGGAUAGCAUAUCACCCUCCAUGGAUGAGAAGAAAGAUCUCGAUGAAGAGGUCGAACAUGAAAUGAAGGAUAGCAUAUCACCCUCCAUGGAUGAGAAGAAAGAUCUCGAUGAAGAGGUCGAACAUGAAAUGAAGGAUAGCAUAUCACCCUCCAUGGAUGAGAACAAAGAUCUAGAUGAAGAGGUCGAACAUGAAAUGAAGGAUGGCAUAUCACUUUCCAUGGAUGUAGAUGUGGAGGAAGGAGAGAUCGGCUGCUGUCGGUAGCAUACCUCUUGAAUAUCCAUAUUUCUUCCUUUUUUUCUCAGAUUGUGAAUCAACAUGCACGCUGGGGUUAUAAGAUUGUAUGAUGUUGUUCCGCCACCAGGCUAUGUCAUAAGCGGAGUGAAGAUCCUGGUUUGUGUGGUCUGACCAAGUUCCCCAUAAUGUCUCUACGCUGAACUCUGGGAUGGAGUAAUUCAAUCUUGGCUGCGGAUUUUGUGGUUUUGAUGCACCAAUAUAUGUGCCCCUGUAUGUUCUAGGUGUGCCAAGUCUAAUUAGAGUGAGUUCAUGGUACGAGCAUUCUGUAAAAAUGAUUGGAAAAAGAUAUGCUAAAGCUAGUAUAUACUCCUGCAUUGCCGUUGCUAA
Brachypodium distachyon (stiff brome) is the source of this 2639-nucleotide messenger RNA. RefSeq names its product transcription factor GTE10. The transcript has 10 exons. NCBI's taxonomy places the organism in Eukaryota, Viridiplantae, Streptophyta, Magnoliopsida, Poales, Poaceae. Gene Ontology annotation, molecular function: protein binding. The coding region runs from base 558 to 2279 and encodes 573 amino acids. The record is from RefSeq and is a predicted model, not a curated record.